Messenger RNA from Plasmopara halstedii, 1090 nucleotides. RefSeq lists its product as uncharacterized. The record is from RefSeq and is a predicted model, not a curated record. The coding region runs from base 720 to 1007 and encodes 95 amino acids. The transcript has a single exon. NCBI's taxonomy places the organism in Eukaryota, Oomycota, Peronosporomycetes, Peronosporales, Peronosporaceae.
CAAGCGCACAUUCAUUAUUAAUCUCCAAAUUGCUGGAAGGUGAAGUUCAGAAACGAUUAUAUCUUGCUGUUGAGGGCUGCACUCCAAUGCUUGUCCAGGUGCCACUAUGUGUAUCUCGGGGAAUUGAGACUGAGACUGACAAGAUUACCACCAGCACAAAUUUGGGCGGAGAAGAUUAGACUAAUGUGAAGUUGUGAUGUUUAGAUCUCAAUGUUGGAUUUGUGGAGAAAACUGAAUCGGAUGUUGAUCUUUUUCGGCCUAAAACACGCCAAAAUACCCGAUCGGCUGCAUUUCCAGCAUUACAUUUUUGACAACGCGAAUGCUAGCUGUUUGGGUCCAAUCUUUACAGCCAAACUACUAAAACUUAUGCAAUGAUUAGAAGGCAGAUUGCUUCGAUGAGUAUGGAGACGACAUAGCCUUUGUACAUGCCUAUUAGUUUUUGGAAGGCAGCUUUUUUUUCAAACCUUAAAGCCGAAGGGUUUAUUAGAAAACUCCUGUUUCAUUCAUCUUGAUCGAUAUCAAAUCGCGAUCUGCUGACCUACAGAACAGAUGUGAUCGGACUACUCACAUACUAAAAGUCGAGCUCACAUGUAUACUUUUUUUCUAUUCUACCAUUAAAAGAAAUAUUGAGUUAGAAAAAUGCAGUGGGAUUAUCAAGAUUUAAGAAUCUAUGAGAACAAUUUCUUUCUCGAGAUGAUACAUUACUAUGCUCGAUUUAAAUGCGAUUUGUUGUAAUCGAUAAGUCUAGCCCAUCUAUAUACUUACCAUGUAAAACAAAAAUCUUCAGCGGCAUUAUAGAUCGCUUGUUAAAAUUCAGUUAUUUUCAUGAGAAUUCGAGUGCUCGUCUGAAUCGCAUUCAAAAAAGCGUCUCCUGGCAAUUUGGCACAAUGCUCAGACUAGUAAAAAGAAUUCUGGCACCAGGUAUCGAUCGUUGGAAGGGAUUGAUGAACUACUUCAACUGCGAAAGCAAUAGUGCUGUGCUGACCACAGAGCAGGUAUGGAACUGAGCAAACUUGUCGAUUUCUUCGAAUCCUGACACCAACGCAUUCUCUCAGUGACCACACACAAUCUUAUAUCUUAUAUCGAAGAG